AUGGAGGAUCACCCAGUUCCAUUUGUCAGCUCUGGAAACAAGAAGAAGCGCAACUGGGAUCUCUACACCACUAGAUUUGACAUCCUUGAAGGUCCCGUACCAAAGAAACCACCCGCUAAUUCUGUUCAAAAGAUCGAUAGCCUUUCAGAGCUGAUUGCAGAAGUCAACAAGGAUACCAACGAUAAUGUCUACGUUCCAGCGGGGCGUACUCCGCAGCUGAUGCCCCGAGCAAUUCAAAUCUCUGGCAAUAUCCUCGAUGAGCUUGCUGAAUCUGUCCAACGAGACGUGGAGAUGAUGGAUAUUGAUGACAAAGUGUUCAAAAUGCAGCAGACAAGAGAAAUGCUUACGUCCGAGAUACAGCAGACAAUGAAAGGACACAGGGAAACGCUGUCCAAGGCGAGGGAGUACCAAGCUGUGGCUCACGAGCUUGCUCAGUAA
Molecule: messenger RNA, 438 nt
Organism: Trichoderma breve
Lineage: Eukaryota; Fungi; Ascomycota; Sordariomycetes; Hypocreales; Hypocreaceae
Exons: 1
Coding region: 1-438 (145 amino acids)
Source: RefSeq, a predicted model, not a curated record